This is a messenger RNA of Quercus lobata, 598 nucleotides long. Its product is annotated as protein SRC1. The record is from RefSeq and is a predicted model, not a curated record. Lineage: Eukaryota; Viridiplantae; Streptophyta; Magnoliopsida; Fagales; Fagaceae. Gene Ontology annotation, molecular function: metal ion binding. Bases 64 to 360 code for a protein of 98 amino acids. The transcript has a single exon.
CUGUGUAUUCUUCAGAUAAAGAUCAUCUAGAAAAGAAAGAUAUAAUAGCAACAAGAAGAAACAAUGGCAGGAAUUAUGCACAAGAUCGAAGAAACCCUUCACAUCGGAGGAGGAGGCCAAAAGAAAGAAGAGCAGCAAAAGGGAGAACAACACCAUGUAGUAGCAGGAAGUGAUCAGCACAAGGGAGAUCAGCAGCACUACGGUGGUGAGCACAAGCCUGAACACAAGGAAGGGGCUGUAGAUAAAAUCAAGGACAAGAUCCAUGGUGAGGGCCAGGGCAAGCCAGAGGAGGGGAAGAAGAAGAAGAAGAAGGAGAAGAAACAUGAUGGCCACGACAGCAGCAGCAGCGACAGUGAUUAGAUCACUUUGCUCAUGAAACAUCGAUAUUAUGUCAUCCAGAUCUAAUCUUUUUAGUUAUUUUAUUUAUGUACCAGAAAUAUGAGGUUUUAUACAAGUACGUACGUAACAAACAUUUGUGUGAGACGUGCUACCUAGAUCAUCCGAUCGUUAAACUUUGUGUGAGUUUUAUUUUGUUGAAAAAUCCGUGCGAUUUUAUAUAUAUAAGUAUAAAUAAAUUUGUGAUCUCUUUUUUUGGUUA